Molecule: messenger RNA, 1334 nt
Organism: Capsella rubella
Lineage: Eukaryota; Viridiplantae; Streptophyta; Magnoliopsida; Brassicales; Brassicaceae
Product: homeobox-leucine zipper protein ATHB-4
Exons: 4
Coding region: 244-1215 (323 amino acids)
Biological process (GO): regulation of DNA-templated transcription
Cellular component (GO): nucleus
Molecular function (GO): DNA-binding transcription factor activity, RNA polymerase II-specific; sequence-specific DNA binding
Source: RefSeq, a predicted model, not a curated record
CGCAUUGGUUAAUUCUUUUUUUUUUUCCGGAGGGAGAGAAAGAGAGAGAGGAGGAGCAGGUAACAGUAUAUAUCAUCAUUGAAAUUACAAGGGUCUCUCUGACACAAGUCAUCAUUGAAACCCCAAGCCCCCCACAUAACCCCCUCUCUCCUCUCCUCUCAUAUCAACUUCUCUGUAUAAAUAAAUUUAGUCGUAUCUUUUUAACCAGCACUAACUUCAUUCUAGAAAAUCUCUUGAGAAAAAAUGGGUGAACGAGAUGAUGGGUUGGGUCUGAGUCUAAGCUUGGGAAAUAGUAGUCAGCUAAAAGAACCAUCUCUGAGGUUGAAUCUUACGCCUUUCACAGCUUCUACUUCUUCCUCGUUUCCUCCUCACAUGCACAAUCAGAUUAUUAAUAAUAAUAGCCAUCCCCAAAAGAUUCAUCACAACUCUUGGACUCAUCUGUUUCAAUCUUCUGGAAUUAAACGUACAACUGCAGAGAGAAACUCCGACGCCGGAUCUUUCCUAAGAAGUUUCGACGUGAACAGAGCUCCGUCCUCUUCGGUGGCGGUGGUGAACCUGGAAGAAGAAGCAGCCGUCGUCUCGUCUCCGAACAGCACCGUAUCGAGUCUGAGUGGGAAUAAGAGGGAUCUUGCGGCGGCUAGAGGAGGAGAUGAGCACGAGGCGGAGAGAGCUUCUUGCUCACGCGGCGGAGGAAGUGAUGACGAAGACUGCGGAAAUGGCGACGGGUCAAGAAAGAAGCUACGGUUGUCGAAGGAACAAGCUCUUGUUCUCGAGGAGACUUUCAAAGUACACAGCACUCUUAAUCCGAUUGGGCAGAAGCAAAAGCUGGUUCUAGCAAAACAGUUGAAUCUAAGGGCAAGACAAGUGGAAGUGUGGUUUCAGAACCGAAGGGCAAGGACGAAGCUGAAACAAACGGAGGUUGAUUGUGAGUAUUUGAAGAGAUGUUGUGAUAAUUUGACGGAGGAGAAUCGACGAUUGCAAAAAGAAGUGUCGGAGCUGAGAGCGUUGAAGUUGUCUCCACAUCUCUACAUGCACAUGACUCCUCCUACUACUCUCACCAUGUGCCCUUCUUGCGAGCGUGUCUCCUCCACCUCAUCCGCCAAUGCGAGCAUCGCUCCUCCUCCACCUCCUGCUACUAGUGUGGUUGGGCGGCCAAGUCCGCAGCGAUCGACUCAUUGGACUGCUAUUUCCCUCCAGCAACGAUCAGGCCGCUAGGGAUGGGUGUUUUCCGUAGUUGUAGCUUAGAAUAACUAUAUAUAUAGAUAUAUAAGUAUGCAACUUUUAAAGAUUAGCUUCAAUAUGGGGAAAAUGAGAAAGAAAAAAAAGUUCGAUUU